Messenger RNA from Mangifera indica (mango), 846 nucleotides. RefSeq names its product transcription factor bHLH149-like. The coding region runs from base 143 to 745 and encodes 200 amino acids. Gene Ontology annotation, biological process: regulation of DNA-templated transcription. The transcript has a single exon. Gene Ontology annotation, molecular function: protein dimerization activity. Lineage: Eukaryota; Viridiplantae; Streptophyta; Magnoliopsida; Sapindales; Anacardiaceae. The record is from RefSeq and is a predicted model, not a curated record.
UUGAUUCCAACUGAACUGAUUCAUUCCAGCCGAACAGUAACUUGGAAUAGCCAAAAGACACGUGUAUCCUCUGAUAUUGAUUUAAAACUCCCUUCACCCCUCCAAUCGAUUUCUCAACUCUCUCUGCAACUUAACCAAUUUCAUGGAACCCUCUCCUGAUUCCGACGACACCUCCGCCGUUGAACCUUAUCCUAAGAGGCACAGAUUAAACUACUACCACCACCACUCCGAUCAUCAUCAUCAUUUUCAAUCUACCAACCGAUGGAGAACGCACACCCACCAACAGAUCUACUCCUCCAAGCUUCUCCAAGCUAUUCGCCACGUUCGUCGCUCUAACGCCGGACGAAGCCGAGAAUUCCGCGAAAUUGCUGACCGAAUCUUGGCUGUCUCUGCCAAGGGGAUGACGCGGUGGAGCCGUGCGAUUCUGGCCACUCCGCUUUAUUCGAGACUUAAAAAACGCCACUUUAAAGUCAAAACCGGUUGCAGCCGGUUGAAACGGAAGGCCAAAGAAUUGAAUAAGCGACCGAGCAGGAACAGCAAGUUACCAGCUUUUGAAAAAAAAUUGAGUGUUCUUAGCCGGUUGAUUCCCGGUUGCCGUAAGAUAUCGUGCUUGAAUCUUCUAGGAGAAGCCACUGAUUACAUAGCAGCACUGGAGAUGCAGGUCCGAGCCAUGACGGCUCUCACUGAGAUUCUCGCCGACGCUCCGCCGGUCGACAAUCGGAUCGGGUCAGACUUGACCUUGUAAAAAACAAAAUUGCCGCGGCUUCCCCUGUCAGGUGUCAUUAUUUUUUAAAUUUAUUUCAACUUUUUUAAUGAGAUAUUUAAACUGGUGCAUGUUAUUGUGUA